Oncorhynchus keta (chum salmon) is the source of this 3387-nucleotide messenger RNA. Its product is annotated as podocalyxin-like. Gene Ontology annotation, biological process: positive regulation of cell-cell adhesion mediated by integrin; negative regulation of cell-cell adhesion; cell migration. The coding region runs from base 1184 to 1852 and encodes 222 amino acids. Gene Ontology annotation, cellular component: apical plasma membrane; microvillus membrane. Lineage: Eukaryota; Metazoa; Chordata; Actinopteri; Salmoniformes; Salmonidae. The record is from RefSeq and is a predicted model, not a curated record. The transcript has 8 exons.
GGGCCUGUGAGUAACAGCUGAACACUUGUAAAGAAGACUUGGGUCUGGACUGGCCACGGGGCUUGCGCUUUGAAAGUACAAUACGUUUUCAAGCCACUCGGGGAGAGCAACAACGCGACACAAUCAGCGCAGCCAAGGAGACCGGAGAAAAACUUUCCCCCAAAUUCCCGACUCGGAGAGGGGGAGAAAAGAAGGGGAGAAGCGCCAAACAAAAUAAUUCUUAGCUUUCAGCAAAACAAUAACUUUGGGAAAAUAAUUUACUUCAAAUACAAAUUCAAUGAGAUAGGCGUAACGGAACGCGUCUCCAGCAAGAAUCCGCUAUUUGUAAUUCAACAUUCUGAUUCGGAAUACCUAAAACCACGGAUUGAGUGCCGCAGCAACACUGAAUGAAACAAAGUUGCGUAAAAAAAAACAGAAUGGAAACGAUAAUGCGAAUCACGUGGGCACUUCUUCCACUUGGUCUUCUACUUCACUGUACUGAUGCUAAUCCAAAGCAACAACCCUCAUCCUCUUCAUAUACAGCCUCUAUCACCGCCACAAUUACAGCUGGCGUCACAGCCACCCCGUCACCGAUAUCAACUCAGGUGACUAGUGUAGCCUCUAACACAGCCACCCCGUCACCGAUAUCAACUCAGGUGACUAGUGUAGCCUCUAACACAGCCACCCCGUCACCGAUAUCAACUCAGGUGACUAGUGUAGCCUCUAACACAGCCACCCCGUCACCGAUAUCAACUCAGGUGACUAGUGUAGCCUCUAACACAGCCACCCCGUCACCGAUAUCAACUCAGGUGACUAGUGUAGCCUCUAACACAGCCACCCCGUCACCGAUAUCAACUCAGGUGACUAGUGUAGCCUCUAACACAGCCACCCCGUCACCGAUAUCAACUCAGGUGACUAGUGUAGCCUCUAACACAGCCACGCCGUCACCGAUAUCAACUCAGGUGACUAGUGUAGCCUCUAACACAGCCACCCCGUCACCGAUAUCAACUCAGGUGACUAGUGUAGCCUCUAACACAGCCACAAUCACGACAGCCAGAGUCACACCCAGGACCAGCAUUGUUACUGCCGUGGGUACUGCUGGAACGGGGGCCUCUGGGUCCUCAGGAACCCUCACUCAGACCACCCCGGACACUACAGAAGAAGUCACAGAGGUUUCAACUACAACAUCGGAUGGCCCAACCCCAUGGUCAGCAUCGUCCUUUCCUUCCCAUCCCCCUCCACAUCCAGCCGUGUGGGUUCAGGCAGCAGUCUUGCUACCACCACGACCAGCACACAGGGAAGGAUGGUGUCUACAACCACGGCUGAGACUACAACUCCUCCCAAGACCUUUACGUUUGUCAAGUCCCAAAAUGGAGAGAAUUACGAGAGGAAGGACCUGGAGGAGCUGUGUCGACAGCUGAUGUCUCAGAUGCACGACGCUAACUGUACUCUGACUGUGAGAGAGAACAACGGACACACUACCUUUGACAGCGUGGUAAUGACCGGUAAAGUGGACAAUUCUGUCGUGCAGCAAUACUACGAGGAAAUCACCAGAAAACCAAGCGACAACAUGACCCUGAUUGCCAUCUUGGCAUCCUGCGGAGCUCUGCUGGCCAUGAUUGUAGGCUUCGCCAUCUACGCCUCAUACCACCGCAAGUCCUACCGGAAGAACCUCCAACAACACCUGACGGAGGAGCUGCAGACAGUGGAGGACGGUUACCAUGACAACCCCACAUUGGAGGUGAUGGAGGUGCAGCCGGAGAUGCAGGAGAAGAAGGUGGCUCUGUACGGAGAGUUCAACGACAGCUGGAUUGUCCCCAUCGACAGCCUGCUCAAAGAGGACAUGCCAGAUGAGGAGGAUACUCACUUGUAGAGGAGUGGAACAGACAGGGGUGCUACUAUAAUCCCUCGACCAACUGACUCUCCCUUCCCUGCACCGUUACAAGGGCCAUGUUUAGUAGAGGGUUCUAGCUCCCAACGUUGCAGGUAGAAAUGUAUUAUAUAUAGAAUAUAUACACAACUUUAAAUAAUGGUAUUUGAGAAUUGCACAAUGCAUUUCUAUCCGCAACACUUUUAAUGUUCCUCCCCACUGAACCAGACCCAAGGCAACGACAGACACCACCUGACAAAUCUGGAGAAAAUAAACACCCAGAUGACAGGUUCUGGAAACCCAUCCGGCCUAAAACGGGUGUCUGAGUCCCAUCGCUGUGGCCAUGGAAAAGUAACAGGCCAUUUAGUGGAUACUACACCAAGCAACAUUGUGUCUAGUUUUAGGAGAUAUUCAAUAUUUGGGAAAUGUAACUCUCAAACAUACACAAUCCCAUUUUAAGAGGCAUUGAGCGUUUAAGGUACUUGAUGUACCGCUUCACAGUUAUUGAUUUAAAUUGGGAAAACCAAAAUCAGGGUGGAGUUUAUGAAGUGGUCUAAACUAAAAUCUGCAUGUUUUUAUGCUGUAAUCAACAUAAUCCCCGAAAGUGCAUUGAAUUGUACACUUGAGCACCUGUACAUAUUAUUUUCUUAUAUUUUCAGAGAAAAUGGAAGCUGAAACUUUGUAAACUGUAACACUGCCUUUAUGGUUAAAUCUCAAUAGUAUUGAUUUAGAGAAAAUGACCUCAGGAUAAAGUGAAAUAAUCAUCCUGGUGAAUGAAUUAAACUACUAGUGAAUCUCAGCUCUGACGACCUGGCAUUGGCUGCUGUAUAGAAGCCAUUUACUGGUUCUACUGAGCACAGUGAACCACACUAAUGAAACAACGGGCUCCAUGGAGACGCUGCUGGGACGGGAGCGUCUACAGAUAUGAAGGGGGAAAAAAAACACUGUAAAUAGUCGUUUGAAAAUUCUAAAGAACUUGACCUAGGACCAGUUUCCUGGACAUAGAUAAAGCCAACCCUUGGACUUAAGAGCCCUUUCAACUAUGCUUUUUAGUCUAGGACUGUGGUUGCUCUGUAUCAGGGAAGCUGGCCCCUAAAGAUACAUAUUUUCUUGUUUGCUGAUGUUGAAGGUUACAUAGGCACAUUUUAUUUGUUGUUUGUUACAUUUCUAUUCAGUUGAUUUGACAAAAAAGGGUAUUUAAAUAUCCAUGUGAUUAUCUGGCAAAAUGUAUUCCAAUUCAUGUAUAAUUCACAUGGACACAAUAAUCCCCAAUUAUAUUUAAGCUGUAAAAAAACACCAAACAAUCCACCACUUAUUCUUGUGUCGUUUGUCAUUAGUUCUGUACAGUCGCUCACUCGUAUUUUAUUUCUUUUACACGAAAAUAUUUAGCAGUUGUAUGUAUUUAUGGUUUGUUUGCUGAUGAAGCCAAACAACAGGGGGUCUGACACACUGGAAGCUGUGCCUCGUCUAUCAUGACCAGGGCAGCCAUGUUUUCUUAUACCAAUAAAGAUUUGCCAAUAAAACACACUUCUUUCAAA